Molecule: messenger RNA, 495 nt
Organism: Saccostrea echinata
Lineage: Eukaryota; Metazoa; Mollusca; Bivalvia; Ostreida; Ostreidae
Product: sodium/potassium/calcium exchanger 1-like
Exons: 3
Coding region: 1-495 (164 amino acids)
Source: RefSeq, a predicted model, not a curated record
AUGGAGCGAGAGAGGAGGGAGAAUGUGGAGGGAAAGAGAGUGGGGAGAGCGAGAGAGUCGACGGAGAGAGGGGGAGAGAGAGCGGUGGGGGAGAGAGAGGGGGAAAAGAGUGGGGGGAGAGUGGGAGAGAGAGAGUGGGGAGAAAGAGGAGAGCGAGGGGGAGAACGAGAGAGUGGGGGAGAGUGGAGUGGGGGGAGGGAGAAAGAGAGAGUGGGGAAUAGGGGAGAGAGAGAGCAAACAACAAAAGACACUGGUAAAGGUUUUGAGCUAAUCACGUUUUGUGCCCCUGAUAUCGAAGAGAGGGAGAGUAAGAAUAAGGAAAGAGUGGAGAAACAGGGAGAGAGUGGGAGAAAGAGAGUAGGGAGAGAUGUGGGAGAGAAAGAUAGGGAGGGAGGUGAGGUGGGAGAGAACGAGUAUAGGGAGGGAGAUUGGAGAGAAAGAGUGCAGGGAGGGAAGUGGGAGAGAUGGACUGAGGAGGGUGGGAAAUGGGAGUGA